AUGUCCCGGCGCAAGCAGGCCAAGCCCCAGCACGUUACCGCGGGAGAGGAGAUGGAGAUGGAGCAGCGCGGGAGAAGCACGGAAAGCGUGCUCUUGAGUAAAGGUGGCAGUGAGGAGAGCGGCAGCGAGAGCCGCAGCGGGAAUGAGGAGACUCUUGUCUGUAAGACAUGUUGUGCUGAAUUUUUCAACUGGUCAGAGUUGUUGGAGCACCAGAAUAAAUGCACUGAGGAGCCUUCUGUGCUCAUUGUACAGGAGGAUGAAAGAUUUCCUUCCCCUCAGGGAUCUCCGACGGAAUCCUUCUUAAGUGCUCAUAGUGACCCAGCUGAAACUGAGAACAUGGAACCUGAUUCUGAAUCGUCUGAGAAAGGAGAAGAAAAUGUCAGUCUUCCUGAAGAAAAUUAUGCAGUCGGAGCAGAUGACCCUAUGGAUACUACCGCACCUGUGGAUAAAAUAUCAAACCCCAGCCCUCUUCCACCAGACUCCAGUGAGAGCGCCAUUCCUCUACCAUUAUCAUGUCUAAGCACAACAAACUAUGGCAUUCCCAGCACAAAUGUAACCUUGGAGAUCCUCCAUAGUACCAGGGUAGCAGUUGCACAGUUUUCCCAAAGUAUCCAAGGUGAUGGAUCUGGAGGUAAGACGAGCUCAGUGGCAAUACCUAUGAUUUUGGAACAGCUAAUGGCAUUACAGCAGCAGCAGGUUCACCAGCUGCAGCUCAUUGAACAGAUCCGCAAUCAGGUCGCCGUGAUGAACAGGCAACCAACACAAGCUGCGCUAAACCCAGCCUCAAAGGCAUUUCCCUCUGUCUCUUGCACUUAUCAUUUCCAAGGCAUGGCCCCUCCUCCUGUACUUCCAUUAUCCGGAGUCAUGCCUUCCACAGUGAACGGACAGGCUUCUGUGUCCCAGGCAUCCAGGCUGGAAGGCCCGUCAUUUCGGGUAUCACAGCCACAUAAUGAACAAUCCAAUCCCAGAGAAAAUGAUAGUACUCCCAUUUCCUUAGCAAACCCAAACGCUCCUCUACCUACAUAUACUGGAGUGUCUUCGUUAUUACCAUCCUGCAAUGGUGCUCUCUCUAAUGCUAGUCGUACCCAGCCCCUGAACUCUCCUCAUCCCCAUUCAGUAAGUCAGAGCAAUGUUAUUAAUACUUCUAGCAACUUACCACUGCUACCUCAAAGUCCUCCAAGUGGAGUCAUCUUCCCAAACCCACUUGCCAGCAUUGCAGCCACUACCAAUGCGCUAGAACCACUUGCUUCUAUGAUAAAGCAUCGCAAAGGUAAACUGCCCAAUUCCUCCUUAUUUGAAAGCAAGCCCAGCUCCGAGGACCCCUUUUUCAAACACAAAUGCAGGUUCUGUGCCAAGGUAUUUGGCAGUGACAGUGCCUUGCAGAUCCACCUGCGAUCUCACACCGGUGAGAGGCCCUUCAAAUGUAACAUAUGUGGCAACCGUUUCUCCACUAAGGGAAACCUGAAAGUUCACUUCCAAAGGCACAAAGACAGAUACCCCCAUGUACAGAUGAAUCCAUACCCAGUGCCAGAAUAUCUUGAUAAUAUUCCAACAAGCUCUGGUAUUCCCUAUGGGAUGUCAUUUCCUCCAGAGCAAGCAGGGUCAACAUGGUUAGACAGCAAACCUAUUCUCCAGACAUUACCUCCUAGAUUGGGUCUGCAGUUACCCCCAACAGUAACAAGUGUGGAAAACAUCAGUGAUUCCUUAAGUAAUGCACCCACUGGAAGAUCUCCACAAAGAUCCUCACUCGCUAAAAAUGAAAGUGCACCACUAUCUCCAAAUGACACUAGUACUGACAAAGAUAUUCCUGUACAGUCUGACAACCAAUUACAUACACCUAAGUUGGCUGUGUGCCUCCAGUUAAACAAGGAAGGAGGGACCACGACAGUUUCAAAAGCUGAUGAAAUUCACCUUCCCCCAACCUGUGUGACCGAUCCAGCUGAAAAUAUCACCUCUGCAAGUCACAACAUUUUUUCAAAAUUUCCAUCAACAGAAACACCCAUUAGAGCAAAUACACCAGAGUCCACUGAUGUGACUACACCAGUGCUAAAAUCUUCUGCUCCUUCUCAAAUCUCGGAGCAGAUUAAAGCCAGGUUUCCUUUCGGUGGAGUCCAAGAAUCUAUGCAGGCAUCUGAAACGUCAAAGCUCCAGCAGCUUGUGGAGAACAUCGACAAAAAGAUGAUGGACCCCAAUCAAUGUGUGAUCUGCCACCGAGUGCUCAGUUGUCAGAGUGCACUUAAAAUGCAUUACCGAAUUCACACUGGUGAGAGGCCCUUUAAAUGUAAGGUGUGUGGCCGUGCCUUCACUACAAAAGGCAACCUGAAGACUCACUUUGGUGUCCAUCGUGCAAAGCCUCCUCUUCAGGUUCAGCACUCAUGCCCAAUUUGUCAGAAGAAAUUCACCAAUGCUGUUGUCUUACAGCAGCACAUUCGCAUGCACAUGGGAGGACAAAUUCCCAAUAACCUCCAAACUCUCCCAACAGAUGCUAUCCAGGAAAAAAACAAUGGCUUGACACUUGAAGAGAAGAGUUUUGACAGUGUCAAUGAUUACGAUGAUGAUGGUUUUGAUGAUAUUUCAUACGAAGAGGAAGAUAUUUCAGAAAAUGGUGAAAACCCCCUUCACACUUUAUCAGACAGUAGUUCAUCACCGAUUUUACAAUUACCUCAUGAUGUGUCUGAUGUUAGAACAUCAGAUGGUGACUCAGCAGUCGGUCUUAACCAGUUAACUGAACACAAGAUGGUAACGAGUGGCGUUUUUGACAACCAUCCGGAUAAUGGCUCUCCAUCCACGGGAGAUUUAGAGAAUCAAAGUACGUUGUUGCCAGAGUCGGCCAACAUCAAUCACCCACCAACACCAAAACCAACAAAAUGUCAGCCUGAGGGCCGACAGGAUAUCCCAGUUUCGCUCAAUGUUACCUUUGAUAAACAAGAGCGAACAUCUACAGUUAAAUGUGAAAUGUCUGAUUCCCCAGCCCCAAAUGCAAUAAAUGGAGCAGUGUACGAUCGGAUCAGGAAGUCUUCAGUCAUGGAGCAUGGAAUAAGCCAGAGAUCCCAUGACAUGGAUGAUAGCGUACGGGGCCCAGUUAAGAUGGAGACGGAAAGUUGCAAUAGGCCAUACACACCUAAAGAAGGGCCUUUUCCUGUAUUUGGAUCUAUUCAGUCUUCACCUACGCCCUCUGAAGCAAUACUCCCAGGCAUGACUUCGCUGUUUGGAAGCCCACCACCACGACGAAUCCCUAAACAACACAACUGUAACGUAUGUGGGAAAAACUUCUCUUCAGCAAGCGCCCUACAAAUCCAUGAGCGCACACAUACUGGUGAAAAACCUUUUGCCUGCUCCAUCUGUGGCAGAGCCUUCACAACAAAGGGUAAUCUCAAGGUACACAUGGGCACUCACAUGUGGAAUAACAUACCUGCACGGAGAGGUAGGCGCUUGUCCGUGGAAAACCCGCUGGCUCUUCUGGGUGCCGAGGCUCUCAAAUUUAAUGAAGUAUUUCAGAAGGACCUUGCAGCAAGGGCCAUGAACACGGAUCAGAACUUUUGGAGUCGAUAUGCUGUAGCCAUUAGCAAUGGCUUAGCCAUGAAGAACAAUGAAAUUUCUGUCAUUCAGAACGGAGGGGUACCUCAACUUCCGACAGUAGCCAUGGACAAGACAAGCGGUGGCAACAGCUCAUCACUCCAAGCUCUUGGGAAAACAAACGUAGACCUUGCGCCUGGACGACACUUCUCCAUGUUGAUUGAUGACAAUAAAGAGAUUAGAAUUAAUUAA
Neoarius graeffei (lesser salmon catfish) is the source of this 3768-nucleotide messenger RNA. RefSeq names its product spalt-like transcription factor 3b (gene sall3b). The transcript is spliced from 4 exons. NCBI's taxonomy places the organism in Eukaryota, Metazoa, Chordata, Actinopteri, Siluriformes, Ariidae. Gene Ontology annotation, cellular component: nucleus. Gene Ontology annotation, biological process: regulation of transcription by RNA polymerase II. The record is from RefSeq and is a predicted model, not a curated record. Bases 1 to 3768 code for a protein of 1255 amino acids. Gene Ontology annotation, molecular function: RNA polymerase II cis-regulatory region sequence-specific DNA binding; DNA-binding transcription factor activity, RNA polymerase II-specific.